AGUCCAUGCAUGUUGGUCUGAGAGAGCAGUCGGCUCGACUCGCGCUCCACAUCUCUAACUCUCCUUCCUUUUGUCUCCCUAUCUCUCCUCUCUCCCUCUGUUUGUUUUUCGCCCUGCACUCUGACCAGCCCCGGCCAGUCUCUCUCCACGGCAGAGUUCAGAAUUGCACUACAAUGUCUGCGCUGGCUUCUCUGCUGUAAGCACACAAAGGUUAUGCUGCCCAAAAGCUGUCUGAGUCCCAGUGAGAAAGAGAAGGGCUAAAGCCGCACCGAUCCAACCCAGCUUUCCAGAGCCUCUCCAGCAGCGACUCCCACUGUGGAGCCAUGAGCAACCCCAAACAGAUUACUGACGCCGUGGCAUCGGUUAUUCACAGCCCAGAGGCUCCCGCCGCCUCAUCACGACACGGGACUCCGCGCCAUGACGAGGAGGAUGAUGGGGACCUGAACAAAACUUUGGGCGUCCAGCGUUUCCAGCCGAUCCUGAGCCCUGCCGCCGCCGUGCCUGAUGAACAGCACCACAGCUACCACGAGGAGGACAUCGAAUACCACCGUCACUCCUCUCACCACAUCCACCGGCCUCUGUCCAAACUGCCCUCCGAGGGACGCAGGAAGAAGAGCAGCAAGAAGAGGAGGAAGGACAAAGAUCACAAGAGCAGCCAUGUUCCCAGCAGCGGCCCCAUAGAGGAGGGAGAGGAUGAGGAGGAGGAGGAAGAAGAGGAGGCGACAGAGACCACUUCUGUUUCAGCUCCAGCUGAGUCGGAGAGAGUCAAGGAUGUGGAGUUCUUCGUUUCAGAUGACGACCAUGUGGCCAAAAGUGACAAAGACAGUCCUCACUCUGCUCGUAAGCUGGAAAUCGUGCCACAGUCUGGAGAGGGAGCAGAUACUGAGGAUGGAUCCUCCUCUGAUAAACCCUCCUCGCCCGACGCUUCCAGCCCCACUACCCAGUCGGCUCAACCUGAGCACAUCCCACUGUCCCGGGUGUCCUCCGCCAGCCGCAGCUACGAUCUGCAGGAGCGCCGGCGCACAGGCAACAUGACGGGCGCUGAGCAGGCCAAGUACCAGCGCAUCCCUACAGAUGAGAGCGAGGCUCAGACGCUGGCCUCCGCCGACCUCGACGGCAUCAAGAGCCAUCGUUUUGAAGAUGUUCCUGGCGUGCGCAGACACCUGGUCAGAAAAAGCACCAAGGGACAAGUGGUGCACAUUAACAAAGACCACAAGGAGCCGACCACUCGCAGCCGCAAGCAGGACCGAACGCCACACGAGGUGUUUGUGGAGCUGAACGAGCUGACCAUGGACAAGAACCAAGAGAUGCAGUGGAAGGAGACGGCUCGAUGGAUCAAGUUUGAGGAAGAUGUGGAGGAGGAGACGGACCGCUGGGGGAAACCUCACGUGGCCUCGCUGUCCUUCCGCAGUUUGCUGGAGCUCCGAAAGACCAUCUCGCACGGUGCAGUGCUGCUGGAUCUGGACCAGAAGACCCUGCCUGGCAUCGCCCACCAGGUGGUGGAGCAGAUGAUUAUUUCUGACCAGAUCAAAGCUGAGGACCGAGCCAAUGUCCUCAGGGCCCUGCUGCUGAAACACAGUCACCCGAGCGAUGAGAAGGAGCACAGUAGCCCUUUCCCCAGGAACAUCUCCGCCGCCAGCCUGGGCAGUCUGAUGUCACCACACCACCACAAUGCCAAUCACACACAUCAGAUGGAACCAUUAGUGACUGACCCGCUCAUGGGCACCCUCCACACCGCAGGGGACGCCGACACGCGCAUCGACAUGGAGAAGAAUGAUGUACAGCAGAAGGAGCCGACCGUGGUGUCCGGUAUGCAUCGGUCCAAAUCCAAACAUGAGCUGAAGCUGCUGGAGAAGAUUCCUGAAAAUGCAGAAGCCACUGUCGUCCUUGUGGGCAGUGUGGAUUUCCUGGAGCAGCCCACCAUGGCGUUUGUGCGGCUGCAGGAGGCGGUGGAGCUGGAGUCCGUCCUCGAGGUCCCCGUGCCGGUCAGGUUCCUCUUCGUUCUGCUGGGACCUCCCACCACCAGCAUGGACUACCACCAGAUAGGACGCUCCAUCUCCACUCUCAUGUCUGACAAGCAAUUCCACGAGGCGGCCUACCUUGCAGACGACAGGCAGGACCUGCUGAACGCCAUCAACAGCUUCCUUGACUGUAGCAUCGUGCUGCCGCCAUCAGAGAUGGGAGGCGAUGAGCUGCUGCGCUCGGUCGCUCGCUUUCAGAGGGAGAUGCUGCGCAAGAGGGAGGCUCAGGAGGUCAAGCUGUUGGCCAAGGAGCCAAAAAGCCUGGAAGAAAAAGAGGCCCUCCUCACACCGCUGAAAAAGUCGGACGACCCUCUGAGGCGCACCGGGCGCCCUUUCGGUGGGCUGAUACGAGAUGUGCAGCGUCGUUACCCAAAGUACCUCAGUGACUUCAAGGACGCCCUGAACAGCCAGUGCAUGGCCGCCGUCAUCUUUAUCUACUUCGCUGCCCUCUCUCCAGCCAUAACAUUCGGAGGCUUGCUGGGUGAGAAGACAGAGGGGCUGAUUGGUGUUUCUGAGCUGAUCGUGUCGACAGCAGUGCAGGGCGUGAUCUUCUGUUUGCUCGGAGCGCAGCCGCUGCUCGUUGUGGGUUUCUCCGGACCGCUGCUGGUAUUUGAGGAAGCCUUUUACAGUUUCUGCAAAGCAAACCACAUGGAGUACCUGACGGGCCGCGUCUGGAUCGGCUUCUGGCUCAUCGUCAUCGUGAUCGUCACAGUGGCCUUCGAGGGAAGCUUCCUGGUCCGCUUCGUCUCCCGCUUCACCCAAGAGAUCUUCUCCUUCCUCAUCUCCCUCAUCUUCAUCUGCGAGACCUUCAUCAAGCUCGGCAGGAUUUUCAAAGAGCACCCACUGAAACGUUGCUCCCUGGACAACAACACGGAAGGCGCCUCGGCAGAAAACAUCACGCUGAUGCUGAACAACAACACCCAGCCUGUGACGGUGAAGGUCACCGGCGAGCCCAACACCGCGCUGCUGUCUCUGGUUCUCAUGGCCGGAACGUUUUUCAUCGCUUUCUACCUGCGCAAGUUCAAGAACAGCGCGUUCUUUCCGGGAAGGUUUCGCAGGAUUAUUGGAGAUUUCGGCGUACCGAUCGCCAUCCUCAUCAUGGUCCUGGUGGAUUACAGCAUAAACGACACAUACACACAGAAACUGAGCGUUCCUUCAGGUUUCUCUGUGACGAGUCCCUCCAAACGCGGCUGGAUCAUCAGUCCUCUGGGUACAGACGGUGAAUUCCCCAUCUGGAUGAUGUUUGCCUGCUGCCUGCCCGCUCUGCUGGUUUUCAUCCUCAUCUUCAUGGAGACUCAGAUCACUACCCUGAUAGUGAGUAAGAAGGAGCGGAUGCUGGUGAAGGGUUCUGGUUUCCAUCUGGACCUGCUGCUGAUCGUGGUGCUGGGCGGCAGCUCGGCUCUCUUCGGCCUGCCGUGGAUGGCCGCCGCGACCGUCCGCUCGGUGACCCACGUCAACGCCCUGACUGUCAUGAGUAAGGCCGUCGCCCCCGGAGACAAGCCUCGCAUCCAGGAGGUGAAGGAGCAGAGGGUCACCGGGCUCCUGGUGGCCGUCAUGGUUGGUAUGUCGAUUGUGAUUGGCGACCUGCUGCGUCAGAUCCCUCUGGCAGUGCUGUUCGGCAUCUUCCUCUACAUGGGUGUGAUGUCACUUAAUGGUAUCCAGCUGACAGAGCGGAUGAUGCUGCUGCUCAUGCCACCAAAGUAUCACCCUGACCACACCUACGUGCGCAAGGUCCGUACGCUGCGUAUGCAUCUGUUCACCGGCAUCCAGCUGGUGUGUUUGGGGGCCCUGUGGGCUGUGAUGUCGACCCAGGCGUCGCUGGCUUUCCCCUUCGUCCUCAUCCUCACCGUCCCCGUCAAGAUGUUCCUGCUGCGCCGCAUCUUCACCACCAGAGAGAUGGCAUGUCUGGAUGCGGACGACGCAGAGCCAAAGUUUGACGAGCGUGACUGUCACGAUGAGUACUCGGAGAUGCACAUGCCCGUGUAACCCGCAACAAGCCCCCUUAUGUUACCACUCAACUCCUCUUAGCAGACACCAAAACACCUGUCAAUCACUCUGCCGACCAAUGAGUCCUUCAAACCCGAACCACUCGCAUUUUGACACCACAUCAGUGUGCAGCGCUGACGCAUGAACGCACAUCAUGUCGCAGGUCUGGUUGGUUGUUACUUUUGUCAGACUUUUUAUCAGACUGCCGGGGGCGAGGAGAAUCGAACAGAUACCGCGUGUUCACUCAUGAUAUAGUUUUUUAAAAUACAUAUUUCAGGGGACAAGAGAUUCCAAAUCAAGCGAUGUGAUCUCGAGCUGAAGAUGAAAUGCGAUUUACACUAGAGAAUAGAUUUGCAGAUUUGACCGAUUUAAUUUUUAGCCCUGAAAGGUUGCUCUGAUUCACAUUGAAUAUGUGGAGGAUAUAUGGGAUUUAUUAUUUUAUAUUAACAUUGCUGAGAUAUUUGCUGUUCAAGUUUGUCGCGCAUUAUUUUUUCUCUCCAUGUUUUAAGCUCACUAAGCGCCUUAUGAAGGAAAUAAAAAGGUAUACUGAGAGGUGUUUAUUUUCUCCUCAUUCUGUCUUAUUGUAGACAGCGAUCACUUUACCCGCCUCCUGAAAAGCUCGUAGCACUUUUUACCAAAAUCUGAACAAUGACUGUAUUUUAUGUAAUCAUUUUUAUUUGAGUAACAAGAGUUUAUUGUCCUCUUUAAAAGAAUCAGUGUUGCUUUAGUUUGCCUAUUAAAUGAAUUUCUGUGAUUGAUUUUAGCCUUUUAACCGUACAUUUUUAUUUUUUUUUUGGGUGCUGAAUUUAGAUGACAGUUGGGCUUUUAUGUCAAAUUCUGUACCUGCAGUGAAUGAAGAUCACCAGCAGAGAAAGAUUUUGCAAGACUGUACCAAAAAAAAAAAAAAAAAGCAGUACUGUACAUGAAAAUGCAAUUUCUCAUCACACUAAUGCCAGGAUAUCAUGUUCAUAACACUUUUUUUUUUUAAGAAGGAUAUUAACACAGUGGCAUAAUGAAUAUACUCUAAAUGUCUCCACGCACAUGAUUAGGGCACUAAUGUACUAAUGUAGUUUGUUUAGAGGUCUCGCUUGGUGUGGUUGAUUUAUGGGAAUCACUGUAAUUUACUUUUGUCCGAGUGCCAAAUGUCUCGUGUAAAUAGUUUUGUGGUCAGAUUAAUAAGCUGCAGUUCAGCAAUCUCACGUCUCCUAACAUUGUUGUUAGCCUAAAUUAACAAAACUUCACAGUAAAACAUUCCUUUCAUUGUCAUAAUUUCACUUUUCUUUUGGUGGUGGGGGGGUGGGGCAUCGACUAACUGUUUAAACAUUUCAUACACACUCGUGAACUCGGUCGACCAAAUUUUCCACACAAGCUGUGUAGACAAUCUCAACAAUCAUGCAUCACUGAGAGGGAAGGAUUUUAAAAACAUAUAUACAUGUGUUUUUUUUUGUUUUGUUUUGUGUCAUGUUGUAUCAGUGUGACAUAGAUUGGUUGAAGCUUUGACUGUGUCAAAUAACUUAAAUUUUCGGGCCUCUGUUACUCUCAAGUGUGUAUUUCAGACACUACUUUACCAAUCUCUGUACUGUCCCAUCUCAGCCCGACUGUCGUUGUGAUCUUGUGCCUGUUUGGUGUCACGCAAAGGUGCACAAAGUCUCAAAGUGCCUGCGGGACCACGAAGCGAUCAGCCACAAGUGUCUGUCGUGUUUGUAAGGACGACAAGCAUGUUACAAUAGUUUGCACUUUGGAGACACUCAUGAAUCAGACAUCUCUGCAUUAUUUAUCUGUCGCAAUAUGAGGGAUUAUUGCUGUUUUUGAAGAUUUUAUUUGGUCACAGAAGCUUUCGGCUGCAUCACGGCCACGGGCGAUGAAAUUUGGGAGGGUAGAUGAGAAGCACAGUGUCAGUUUUAUGUUUGCUCAUCGUGCCUGUGGAUGGAGUGAAGGUUCAGUGUGUGUAUGCCAAAGUAUCUGUCAAAUCCGUGAAUUGCUGAUACAAUAUGUUGUUCCGUUUCAAGCAAUACAAAGUCCGAGAGGAUGUUGCUGAUGUUCCCGUGUACAUUAAUGGUUGAAAUAUUGAUGACAAAUAAAAAAAGGUUAUUUUCUAUUUA
Acanthopagrus latus (yellowfin seabream) is the source of this 6109-nucleotide messenger RNA. It is a transcript of the gene slc4a2b, whose product is annotated as solute carrier family 4 member 2b. The transcript has 23 exons. Gene Ontology annotation, biological process: bicarbonate transport; regulation of intracellular pH; monoatomic anion transport. The record is from RefSeq and is a predicted model, not a curated record. Gene Ontology annotation, cellular component: basolateral plasma membrane; plasma membrane; apical plasma membrane. The coding region runs from base 324 to 4007 and encodes 1227 amino acids. Gene Ontology annotation, molecular function: monoatomic anion transmembrane transporter activity; solute:inorganic anion antiporter activity. NCBI's taxonomy places the organism in Eukaryota, Metazoa, Chordata, Actinopteri, Spariformes, Sparidae.